GAAGUUAGCGAGCUUACUGGACCAGUUUGUCAGUUGACUCACCCUAAGACAUAUCAUAGAUAUACCACACUGUUGAAUACCCACCCAGAGCAGCUGAAAAGCGAAAAACUCUGCGACAGCUGUUCCAAAACAGAAGAGAAAAAAUAUUAUACUGUCAUGAGUGACUUGGACACCAGUCGCUCCCCAGAUCUCCGCUCCCCCUCCCCUCAACCGUUCGAGGGGGACAAGGUACAGGAUGCGAUAGACGAAAGUCUGAGAGAGAGGAUGAAAGGUCUUGGAGCCGAUGACCCCAAAUUUUCGGCACAAAUUCAAGAAGCGGUUUCGCACGUUUUAAAGGGGUACGAUUGGAGUCUGGUGUCAACCCCAUCCCGAAACGCCGGGGCUGAGAAGAGGAAGCCCCACAUCAAGCGACCCAUGAACGCCUUCAUGGUGUGGGCCCAGGCCGCACGGAGAAAAUUAGCUGACCAGUACCCACACCUUCACAACGCAGAACUCAGCAAGACGUUAGGAAAACUAUGGAGACUGUUGAGUGAGGAAGAGAAGCGACCAUUCGUGGACGAGGCGGAGAGACUUCGAGUCCAGCACAAGAAAGACUACCCGGACUACAAGUAUCAGCCGAGACGCCGCAAACCCCUGAAAGGAGCAAACCAAGGAAACGACAACUCGAGUCCUCUUCCGUCGGGAGUACUCCUGAAGCCACUAGGAGACAGUUCCUCCCCGAGCGACGACUGUUCCAGUGAGUGUUCCAGUCAGCCAGGAGGUUCCAAUGGUCCGCCCACCCCACCCACGACUCCCAACCAGCACGAAGCCCUCAAUCUGAAGUGUAUCUAUGACAGAAAGACAGGGAGACCCAUGCUGCCCGGUGCAUACAGAAGACAAGGCAACUCCACGAAUCCCAUUGACUUCAGCCACGUGGAUCUGAGUCCUGAAAUCAUCGACCCAUUUGACGACCACGAUCUUGAUCAGUAUCUGCCUCCUUCGGGUGUCCACCUUCCACCACAAGUACAAGCACCAGGUCCUCCAGGAGCUAACGAGUCCUACCCGUGCUACCCCGGCCAACCCGUCCCCACGGCCACCUCAACGAGCUGGGCCACGUCCUACAGAGUGUCCUCCGGAAGCGCCUGCGUCCAGUCCUACUUACCUCCCAACAACAACACCAACAACAACACCAACUCGCCGUCCAGCCCGCCGUACGACAUCUCCGAGGCCGCUGGACAUCAUAGGAGCGCGCUACACCCUGGAUCGCCGCCCAUGGCGAGGGCUGGUUACCACACGAGUCCGUCAGAGUGUAAAUACCAGGACGACGACAACUCCCAGGUGAAGAUGGAGCAGAUGCCGAGUCACCAGUCGCAGCACUACAGAGUGGAGCAAAAGUACGAUUCUUUUGAUGGAUCCGCCUCCGCGGCAGCAGCAGCAGCCCGCUACAAUAUGGACAAUGUUCUAGGAUACAACGGGACAUCACAGAACUCGUUUCUCGCCCAGAGCGGGCCGCCGAUGCCGCCAGGGUACCAGUACACCAUGGGACUGCACCGCCAGAUGUUUAACCCCAUCCCCGCCGCGGUUCCAGGCGAGCCGUCGUGGGAGAGGUUUACGUGAGACUUCAGUAUAUUUAUUCGUUAAAAUCGCAAACGUAUACAUACGCAAGAACAUGUUUGAUCUCAUUCUACGGCUCUGGUGCAUAAUACCGGUGCGGAAAAGGUGACUCUUACGGAAACCUUGUGAGACACUGGCUGCAGAAGAUGCUAAAAAAAAAAAGUGCUCAAGACUUCAUAUACUCGAAACUGUAAAGGUAGUCUUAUGGGCUGAGACAGAGAAAAACGUCCUGAGACGGGUCUCUGUUUGUGACUUUGUUGUUGGCGCUUGCCCUACAAUUUGUAUAUUUAUAAACAUUGUGCCUUGACAGUUAUUGACGAUUUUGUUCACACAGUAUUUAAGACUUUAUUUUGGACUGAUGCAACGUGUGAAAUUUUUUUAUGACAUUGAUGACGAGAUACCCUUGCGUCAACCUUCCACACGAACAAGUGGAAAGUGAUAUCUAUGGACUAGACUGUAACGUGCUUGUAUCCACUGAAUAGGGUUUAAGCACGCACGGUCAACUUGGCUUUAAGCUCUAAUCUCGCCACAGACUUGUGUCCAGAAGAACCUUGGGACUUGAUCUGGAGUGUUUACUAACACGCGUUAAACGUCAGUGGAUGUUGAUGUGACAUUGAUGGAUGUUCUUAACACCAAGGACGGAAAACAUGCGAUGACAUCAGAACUUGAACAUUAAGGUGCUUCCAUUACACACGUUUUUCACCUUGUGGUUUUAUUUUUCCUUUAUAUAUCGUACCUGUGAAAUAGAUAGAUACUUCAGUUUAAUCUGUCAGCCAUAGAUUCGCGUGUAUUCAUUAAUAGUUCACAACUGAUUGAUUCUGUGUUGGAAAGGACUUCCAUUUACGGCAUCUGUAAAUGAUGUCUGUUACAACUAUGUGCCUAAAUCUAGAUUAUUUUAGUUAUGUUGUUUUAAUGUGCAUGUUGUUGUUAGAAAUUGUUACGAAACCAUGACAGUAUAAAAAUCACAAAGUCCAAUCAUAAGUUGCAAAUUCGCACUAACCGUAGUGCGCAUGUUUAGUCGGUAAUAUUUUCAGGUAAAAAUAAAGCGGAUGAAUAUACGUUAAAGUGAUGCGCUUUGGUCGCGAAGAAACAGUUGUUUUACAUUGUUCUCAUAUUGGUAUUAUACUAAGAGUUGUACAUUAGGAUGGUUUUAGUUAACGUGAAGUCGAUAUUUUAUGCGCUAACUUUGAAUAAAAUGCAUACUUAAUUAAAAUUACAAAACACUUAUUGUAUCUAAAAUCAUAUCGUUGUACACAAACAAUCCAAUUAAUAUUUAUUUGUUUAAAAGCCACAACAUGACCACACUAGCUAUAUAUAAUCGGUCCACAGGUUAGUGCAUAUAUGCCCUUCAAGUAUAAGAAUAUACUCAUAAAUUAGUAAAUACACGUCCAUGAAUCAGUAGAUUACGUGUCCAUAAAUUAGUAGAUGCCCAAAAAAUUAACAAGACGAAAUAAUUUUGUAUCUGUUCGAGUGUUUUGGGUUUUUUGUUUUGAACCUGUUACCUGUAUUUAUGAGAGUUUAGUGUGAUCUCAAAUAUACUGACAUUCGAAAGAAACGCAAGACCAUUUUAAGCUAAUUAAAAAAAAAAAAACUAAAUAUAUUCAUUUGAAGCCAAUCAUAUUUCAACCAAAUAAUUUUUUAUUUCAUUUCCAAGUGUGAAAUGCAAAAGAAGUCAUUUAAGUAGAUAUUUUUAUAUAUUCUUAAAAUGCAGAGAAUGUUCUUGUGUUUCUUUUGUCUGUUAGUAUAUAAUUGUUUGAAGAUACAUUUUAAAAAUUGUUGUUAUGCAGUUAGCCUAGUGUAUGUAGAAACAAACCUAUGCAAGCCUGUUAUUGUUAUCAUAUCUGUUUUAUGCAUGUACUUUACCGUUAAACACACAAGAGGGUUCACAGCUAUCGUUACCGAGGUCAGAUAUAGGCACGUUAACACGAAGCGAGUUAUAAUAAUGAUUUAUAAAUUACAUUCAAAUUGAAUUGUGAGAGCGCUUAAUCGUGACGACUGUAUUUUAUUUUAUUUUAUUUAUUAAUUCAUUUUAUUUAUUGAUUUAUUUUAUUUGAAUUAGACUUUACUCCAUGAAAUGAAAGUCAUAUCGACCAAUUUAAACAAUUUAAAUAGCGUUAUCUCAAUUUAUAAUAGCAAAAUGUACAGUUUUAAUUAAUAUGAUGUAAGUUUUUUUAUAUAAAAAUAAUGUUACUGUUAUCGUUCUUUAAUAUUCUAAACAUUUAAUGGUACAUCUGAUAAUUUAAAUAAAAAUAGAUAUUUUAUCUUUUUCCAUUCCAAAUUAAAAGCUAUAUAAUACACAAACAAUUCACAAAUGACCUGGUUUAUGCAUAUCCAAAAACCUAUGCAAGCUAGUUAUCACCAGCCAAGCUAAUAAUGUGCCUUACAACGAAGCUGCCGUUAAUAUUUUAAAUCGUUUUUGCUUUGUUUUCUUUCAAAUUGUAAAAUCGUAGUGAAUAACAUAUUUGGUUGCCAUAUGAAAUGAAAAAUAAAAUAACACCCGGUUACCAUGAUAAGGCCCUAAUUUGUUUUAAGGUGUCAAGUUUGGGAUGUGUGUGUGCGUUCCACAAUACUGCUCUUCGUUUGCGAAACACAGUAUAUUUUAACGUACGAGGUUUGGUGUUAGACCAACAACAAUAAAACAGAAUACGUUAUGAACCCACAGCAUUACAAAAAGAAUCCUCGGAAGAAAGCAAAGCCUGAUGAUAAGAUCUCCAUUUGUAAAGGAAUUACUGUUGAGAAAUGUUUUGUUACAGUCGUAUGAACAAUUGUGUACAUAUUUUGUAGAUUGUUACUAUUCAAGUUUUGAAUAAACAUUUAUACAUUUGGA
Gigantopelta aegis is the source of this 4420-nucleotide messenger RNA. Its product is annotated as transcription factor Sox-8-like. Gene Ontology annotation, biological process: regulation of transcription by RNA polymerase II. The record is from RefSeq and is a predicted model, not a curated record. The coding region runs from base 157 to 1596 and encodes 479 amino acids. Gene Ontology annotation, cellular component: nucleus. NCBI's taxonomy places the organism in Eukaryota, Metazoa, Mollusca, Gastropoda, Neomphalida, Peltospiridae. The transcript is spliced from 3 exons. Gene Ontology annotation, molecular function: RNA polymerase II cis-regulatory region sequence-specific DNA binding; DNA-binding transcription factor activity, RNA polymerase II-specific.